Colletotrichum godetiae is the source of this 1329-nucleotide messenger RNA. RefSeq lists its product as uncharacterized. The coding region runs from base 1 to 1329 and encodes 442 amino acids. NCBI's taxonomy places the organism in Eukaryota, Fungi, Ascomycota, Sordariomycetes, Glomerellales, Glomerellaceae. The transcript has a single exon. The record is from RefSeq and is a predicted model, not a curated record.
AUGGCCUUCUUGGAGGACCCGCGACUGCGCCAGCGAUGGAACCAAAUCUCACACAACGCCGGCGAGGUGACGGAGAACGCGGCCGCCGGCAUCUGGAGCUUCCAGCACCACUACAUCAAUCCGUGUCUCGCCUCCCUCGCCGCCUCCCUCGAGCAAUGCGCCAACCCGUGUCUCGGCGACCGCGAAGAGCGGGCGAGAAGGCGACGAGAACGAGAUCGCGCGGGCGGAAGGGCGGAAUAUAGCUUCGACUUUUACGACGAUUGGUACGCCGAGGACGAGGGCGGAGGGUUCUUGGGUGGCUGGGGCAACGACGACUGGGACCGCCUGCUCGCGGGCACAGGGUCGCAACAUCAAAAGAAUAACACGGGAAGCGGAGGCGGCGAGGUACAGCAGGACCAGCCCAAGAGGAAACGCGGCAUGAGUUACGGCACAAGGGGCAGAGGGAGUAAGGCGCUCGAGUCGGAUCCGACCGUCAUCCCUAGCACGCAACCGAUUGGGUUCCUGGGUAAGCUGCCGUGGAAGCUGGGCAAGACGCUCCGUUACAAGCCGAGCGCGGCGGACUUGCAGGAUCACCCGCGGCAGCACGGCGAGAUGGGCAUGGGCGAGACGGAGCCUCUGCUUACACACGACUCGGACGACGGCGACGACGUUGAUGUCUUUCAGAGCCGGACCGCCAAGACUAGAAAUCGCAGCGGAACGACGGGAUCCGGGGUGUCGUCGGAUUCAUACCGGUCUCGGGGCGACCUGUUCCCCAGUGACGGCGAAGGCGAGGAAGACGCCGUGCCGUUUGACGACGAGUUUAUGGUCCUGGACAAGGUCCGGGACGAUCGCAGCAGCAGCAGGACAAAGGCGAGCAAGGGCAAGCGGCGGGCUGACGGACGGCCCAUGUCUCGAACAGUGUCGAGAGCGACGAUUGAUUCCAGCCAUUCCAUGCUCAGCCCCAGCGUACGGAGGAGCUCCACGAGUGGGCCUACGACGCCGGAUACACCAGUUGCACCGUCAAUGGAGGCCUCGAUGGAGGAACUACAAAGAGAAGAGGAGCGCAUCAGGAGAGAGGAAGACGACGAGGUCGAACGCAAGCGACAGGCGGCGCUGCAGCUUGCGUCGGAACGGGGCCUGCACGAUGCCGGCUCCGAGGGGCCAACAACGUCCGAGGCGGACUCAGACGCCAAAGCCGACGAGGCGGAUUACGUGUCAGACUCGCCGAGUCAAAGAUCACCGCCGAGGUCUACGUACGGCGACGACGCGCCGGUCCUUCGGUCCACCACGCAGGAUCAGUACAUACGGACCGAGGAGUUCAUUCCGGCGCGUCUACCGAGCUUUCGAUAA